AUGGACAUGGAGAACCAGGUGCUGCACUCAGGUGAGCCAAGAGAGGACACGGAAUCUGUGAGAUUUAGGAGUCUGGUGUCUAGCUUCUGCGCCUUUAUGGCUCGGACCUGGCCAGCAUUUGCCAGCAAGUUCUCCUUGGUCCGAACCUGGCGCACCCAGCAGGACGCCACGGCUGCCCUGGGCCGUCGCCUGCAGAACAUACGCUGCUGGAAGGCUGAGCUCCGGAAGGAGAUUGAGGACCUCGAUGGCGAGACCAGACUGCUGGCGGCCCAGAAGGUGCGGCUGGAAAGGGCGCUUGAUGCUACCGAGGUGCCCUAUGCCAUUGCCACCGAUAACCUGCAGUGCCGGGAGAGGAGGCAACCCCCGGACCUGGUCAGCGAUGAGGUGGAGAGGGAGCUGCUGAAGGAAGCUGAACUUAUCAGAAAUAUCCAGGAGCUUUUGAAAAGAACUUUGAUGCAAGCUGGGAACCAGAUGCGAUUAAACCGAGAUCACAAAGAAGUUUGUGAAAUGGACUGGUCAGACAAAAUUGAAGCAUACAACAUUGAUGAUACGUGUGGAAGAUACAGUAACCAAGGCACCAACAUCCAGUUCCAUCCCAGCUCAGUGAAGUUUGAAGAGAGUGCCUCAACACCGAAGACGUGGGCCAAGUUCAGCCAUGACAACAUCUAUAGGGCAGAACAAGAAAAACUAGCUUCCAUCAGUCUCCGUGCCUUGAUUGACAAUAUUCUUCACGACGUGUCUGAGGACCUGAGGAUGCAAUGCGCUGCUGUUAAUCAGGCCUUUGCCAGACGCUGUGAGGAGCUGGAUCAUGCAAAAUACAAACUAGAGCAUCAUUUGAAAAAAAUCCUUCAGGAGAUUGGAGAUCAAGAAGCUAAUGUUGCUGCUCUCAAACGAGCGAUCAAAGACAAAGAAGCCCCAAUGAAAGUUGCUCAGACCAGGCUAUACGACAGGUCUUUUAGGCCCAGCGUAGAGCUCUGCAGAGAUGAAGCACAAUUCAGGUUGAUCAGUGAAGCUGAAGAACUAACAGAGUCCAUUGAAUCCCUGAAGAAAAAACUGCUGGAAUCUGAACAGUCUCUGAGGAACCUGGAAGACACACGAAUGAAUUUAGAAAAAGAAAUAGCUGUGAAAACAAACAGUAUUUUUAUUGAUAGACAAAAGUGCAUGCCCCACCGCACACGCUACCCUGUUGUUUUUAAAUUAGCAGGUUACCAGUAGUAAUCUCUGUACUAACUAUGCAAAGUCUGGAAGAAAAAGUACUCUAGAAUCUUUCA
Opisthocomus hoazin is the source of this 1271-nucleotide messenger RNA. NCBI's taxonomy places the organism in Eukaryota, Metazoa, Chordata, Aves, Opisthocomiformes, Opisthocomidae. The record is from RefSeq and is a predicted model, not a curated record.